Molecule: messenger RNA, 4434 nt
Organism: Dunckerocampus dactyliophorus (ringed pipefish)
Lineage: Eukaryota; Metazoa; Chordata; Actinopteri; Syngnathiformes; Syngnathidae
Gene: rbm15b
Product: RNA binding motif protein 15B
Exons: 1
Coding region: 1404-3728 (774 amino acids)
Biological process (GO): regulation of alternative mRNA splicing, via spliceosome
Cellular component (GO): nucleus
Molecular function (GO): mRNA binding
Source: RefSeq, a predicted model, not a curated record
UCUGUCACCUUCCACGUGGAGACCUGACUCCGCCCCUCCCCUGUUGAGGCUGUUCUCACUGCCAUGACAUUCUCAGUUUGUGACUAAAUGUUUAGAUCCGCAUCGAACCUUUUUUUUUUUUUGUGCGUGUUUAAAUGUAUACAAACAUUUCCCACCUCACAUGUUGACAUGACGUGAUGACAUCAUCAGCUUAUCGUAGCAUCAAGUAAGCCUUUGGGAAUGCUUCUAGUGUCCAGUAAUGGGACUGAAUAAAUAUGUAAGUUAUUUUAACUAGUACUGACUAGUGAGCAGUUAGCUGGAGGGUGUGGCGUCAGGACCAAUGCUGCAUUCCAGACUGUUGGCAGAAGAACAAAAACGUCCACUACAUCAAUAAGUGUGGUGUUGAGCAGUAGAGGUGAAUUCAAGUCCAUAUGGUAAAAUCUAGUAAGUUUAUACGAUAAGUGUGCACAUAAGUUAUACACUCGCCUCCAAAAGUUUGGGAAUGAGUAUGACCCAUAAAUACAAAGUCGUGUGUACUAACAGUCAAAAAUUUGAACACACUUUCCCCAUUAAGGAGCUGUACAUUUUUCAUGCCAUCUGCCCUGAGUUUCAUGAGCAGGAACGCCCAACUUUUGAGCGGCGUUCCAAUGCACUUUUCCCGGUCGCAGUUGGAAAAUGUAGUCGUUCCAAUUUCCUGGGAUGCAGCAUAUUUGUUAGUGAGCUUGCUGGCGCAGACAUGACCGAUCUUAGGCUGUCAUUUUGACUUAGGGGUUUGGGAAGCUGGGCAAUUCUAUUUGAAAACGUGUUAUAUGUUUUGAUAUGCAGUUUGAUAAAAGUUUGUUUCACAGAUGAACAUGACUGAACUUCCUACUGCUGGAACACAUUUGGAACGCAUGGAAAGCUUUGCUACAUCUCAUGAUGUUCAUAUGUGAAAUAAAAAGAUUUACUAUUGGUAAAUUCGUCUAUGCUUCCAAAUGUAGCAUCCAGUUUAUAUGUGAAAUGUUCAAGCUGAAUUGAAUAAUGUAUCAGUAAUAACUGAAUUUAACUUUUAGUCAUUUUAUUCAUUUAUUUUAUUUAUUCAAAAUAAAUCCCUUAUUAUACGCUGACGAAAAGCCUUUACGUAGUGACGUCACGACGUCAGCGCUGACUCCGCCUUCCAGGAGAAAGCGCACAUUCCUAUUGUCCAAGAUGGCGCCCAGAGCGCAGCUCCUCCGACGCUGAGCUGUUUUCAAGCAGCUUUCGGAUUUUCUUUCAAUGUUUGAACUAGCCUCGGCGCUUCGGGCCGGAAGUGUCGCUGCAGUAAAACCGUCUCUCUUAACCUGGUUCGGGCUAACACCGCCGGACGUCGCUCUCCAGCUAGGAUUCCUGUCGCCGCUACUGCCCCCCCCCCCGAGCUGAAGUCGGAGCUCCAUCCCCGCACCGACAUGAAGCGGCAGGCCGCCAGGGAGAGUCCGGCUAGGGCCGCCGCUCGGCGGCUCCGGGAGAGAGACCGGGAGAGCGGCCGCCGAGAGGAGCUUCCCCCGCCGCCUCCGCUUGCUCUGCUGCUUGCCGACAGCCGUGGCCAUCGACGGCGCAGUAGGAGCAGGGAGCGCGACAAGCCUCUUCAUCCGCGGCACGACGUCAGCGUGCUGGGCCGAACCACCCCCGCGCGGGACUACAAAACGCUGCUCAUCAGUAACCUGGGCCAGCAGGUCCCGGACGAGGACGUGGAGGACGCGCUCUUUCACGAGUUCAAAAAGUUCGGUGACGUCAGCGUCAAACUGUCGCACACACCCGAACUGGGCCGCAUUGCCUACGUGAACUUCCGGCACCCAGAGGACGCUAAGGAGGCCCGGCACGCCAAGUCAUCCAGGUUGGUUCUGGGAGAGAGGCAGCUCAAAAUCGAACCUGUGUACGUCAGGAGGCGGAGUGUGACACCCCCUGACGUCACUUACUUGGCGUACCGACAGAGAUCGCUCUCCCCGCCCGGACCCACACUCAGCCUCCGUGAGCUCCGAGCCCGCCACUACGCCCUGGAGAGUCUGAGCCGCGAAAGGCUCCUCGACUACUACGGCAUGCUGGAUGAGAGGGGCCGGCCUUACGGCUUCCCCCCGGCACCACUGCUGGACGACUUGAAGCCAGAGGACGACCAGCGGGCCACCAGCAACCUCUUCAUCGGGAACCUGGACGGUGGCGUGACUGAGGCUGAGCUGAGGCGAGGCUUUGACAAGUACGGUGUCAUCGAGGACGUGGUCAUCAAGCGUCCCGCUCGCGGGCAGGGCGGAGCCUAUGCUUUCGUCAAGUUCCAGAACCUGGACAUGGCCCACCGGGCCAAAGUGGCCAUGCAGGGCCGGCUGAUCUGUGGCAACCCCAUAAAGAUCGGCUAUGGCAAGGCCAACCCCACUACGCGCCUCUGGGUGGGCGGCCUCGGCCCGGCUAACUCGCUAGCCGCCCUGGCACGAGAGUUUGACCGCUUCGGAAGCAUCAGGAACAUCGACUACGUGAAGGGCGACACCUUUGCGUACAUACAGUACGAGAGUUUGGACGCGGCUCAGGCGGCGUGCACGCAGAUGAGGGGCUUUCCUCUGGGCGGUCCCGAGCGCCGCCUGCGAGUAGACUUUGCCAAAGUGGAGGAAAGUCCCGCUCGCCCCUUUCCUCCCAGCUACCAGCAACCCGUCCAGCUCCUGCCACCCUACGACCUCCUCGGGGAGGCGUACGGACGGCAUCGCAGCCUGGAGCGUGAGCUGAGGGGUGGAGCCAGAGUGUCCCCACCCUCCCACAGCCUCCCCUCCCAGAGGGAGCGAGAACGCACCCUGCUGGAGAGAGACUUCGCUGCCAGCCCCCCACGCGGCCCAGACAGGAGAGUUGGCGGAGUAGAGGCCUUCGGGAGGAGUGCCAGAGGGGGGCGGAGCCGCAGCCGAAGCCGGGAGCGCUGGCUGAAGGAGCGUGAGGAAAGGCGAGGUCGGAGGCGGAGCCACAGUCUAUCGGCCGAGCGCGAGAAGGGGAGGGCCAGAGCUCGCACAUCGCCCGACGCCAGCCCGGACAGAGCACGGGUUCGAGCCCCGGACUCAACGACGGAACCACGAGACCACUCCCCUGAUGGCGGUGUGGGUCGCUCAGCCCCCAAGGAGUCAGAAUCUCCGCCCACUCGCCACCACAGCAAACGGGCUUCUGCCGAGCAGGUGGACAACCACCACGCCCCCACCACCCUGUCUCCACCCCUCCCUACCAACGCGCCCUCCUCGUGUCCUGGCUCGCUGUCUGAGUUCGCCCGGUCGACACUGUCCAAGUCGUGGCGUGGCUUCUUUGCUCUGAAAAACAGCAGCUUCCCUACGGAGCUCUUCCUGCUGGAGGGCGGAGCCUCGUUCUUCGCUGGUGUCAUGCGGCACAACCGGGAGCAGCUAAAGAUCGCCCAGCGCCUUCGCAUGGAUCAGAGCCGCCUGGACGAGGUGUCACGGCGUGUCAAAUUGGGCCGGCCCGACGGGUUCGCCGUCCUGCUCGCUCUCCAGGGACCUGUGGACCGUCAAGCUCCUGCACCCGAGGCGGGGCUUCAGGUGCGCCUGCUGCGCCACCUGGUGGCCUACCUGCGCAACAAAGAAGCGGCUGGCGUGGUCAGCCUGCCCCCCGCCAAGGAGGGAGGCCCGAGCGCCAUGUUGUACGCUUUCCCACCGGGAGACUUCUCUGUGCAAUUCCUGCAGGCGGCCAAGAGGGCGGCGACCCGUCUGGAUGAGGAACACAUGGUGGUUGUCAUUGUUAACGACACUAAUUGACCUCAGUAGGAAGUCCAUGUGUUCCUAAUGAAAUGACUUCCAACAUAUUGUGGGCUUCUUGCCAUCGUAAAACACUACAUCAUCAUGACGGCGUCCUAAUGAACAUGAGGACAUUUUAUGUGGGUUUUUUUAACGCUAACAAACUUUUAUUUCCACCCCUACAUGCUGUAGAAAUGUGUCACGUCACACCUGAGAUGAAAAUGUGCUGUUUCCAUGGUAACCUUUUUAAUGGACAAACUAUGUUUUGAUGUAUUUGUUUUUAACAGUUGUCACGUAAAGAACUCUUUACUCCAACCCCGCCGUCAGUUUCACUUUUUACCACAGGUGAUGCUGUUGCACCGCAACACUGCUAGUCCACACAAACAUUCAACAUAAACAUUACGCCAUUAGUCCACAUGCUAAAGAGGAACAGCAAAUGAUAGCAUUAAAAUAUUUACGUUCAUGAAAGGCGUUUUUAACCUGUAGAGUUAUUGUGGGGGGGUUUUGCACAGUGAUGUGUUCUCCGUCAGGGGGUAUCAAACUGGGAGCAUGGACCCCUUACGGGAAACAACAUUUUACAAGGACCCCUGAAAAUCCUCAUGCUGAUUAACAGACAAACCUUGUGCCAUGUGUAGCAGAUGCCAUAGAAAUGACGUGAAAUUGCGAUUUUUAAGUAAGAAGUUCAAUUUUCUCGAGAAUGAAGCAUAAGAAGACGGACGGGAAUCCG